AUGGCCGCCCCAGGAAACUGCCAGCACAACUUUCAAAUCAUUAAAUCAGAUACCACCAUUGUUCUCUGGAACUGCCAUUUGUGCCAUUCAGGCCCUCAUUCGCAGAUCUACGAAUGCCAAAACUGCAAGCUCAAGACAUGCCGUGGUUGCACUGCCAAAGCCUAG
This is a messenger RNA of Plenodomus lingam JN3, 165 nucleotides long. The record is from RefSeq and is a predicted model, not a curated record. Lineage: Eukaryota; Fungi; Ascomycota; Dothideomycetes; Pleosporales; Leptosphaeriaceae.